This is a messenger RNA of Pomacea canaliculata, 2849 nucleotides long. RefSeq names its product insulin-like growth factor-binding protein-related protein 1. The transcript has 6 exons. Gene Ontology annotation, cellular component: extracellular region. Lineage: Eukaryota; Metazoa; Mollusca; Gastropoda; Architaenioglossa; Ampullariidae. The record is from RefSeq and is a predicted model, not a curated record. Gene Ontology annotation, biological process: regulation of signal transduction; regulation of cell growth. Gene Ontology annotation, molecular function: insulin-like growth factor binding. The coding region runs from base 168 to 884 and encodes 238 amino acids.
UUCUUUCCUUCUAGCAAACCGCCUCUCACUCCGGUUGUCCCAACCCACCCAGACUUCCGCCAGCAGCCAAUCAGGAGGCUGCACACAAGACUGCGCCUUGAUAUUCGCCAGUUUCCGAUCUCCACAUCUCAGCAUUCCAUUUCUUACUGGAAGAGUUCUCUGGCAGAAUGCUGCAGCGUGUGGUGCUGGUAUUGGCGGUGGCCGGGGUGGUCGCUGUGGUCACUGCGGCCAAGCGGUGUCCGGCGUGUGACGUCAAGACAUGCGCACCUCUCAACUCUGGCGAGUGUCUGGCCGGCAUCAUGAAGGACGAGUGCAACUGUUGUGACGUGUGCGGCAAGCUGGAGGGCGAGCCCUGCGAUGACAGUGUCCGCGACCCAUGCGGUGACGGCCUCGAGUGUCGCCGGACCGUGGGCCCCAUCAAGAUCUGUCAGUGCAAGUUCGAGGAGAUUCUCUGUGGCUCGGAUGGCAAGACCUACUCCAACCUUUGUCAGCUCAUGGCCGCGGCUGUGCGCGAGCAAGUCACCGACACUCUUAUUGUCAAGUCGGUUGGACCCUGCGACCCAGGUGCAAGGAUCGUGUCACGGCCGGAGUACGUCAGGAAUCGAACCAACACCGACAUCGUGCUGCAGUGUGAGGCCAUCGGUAUGCCCAGCCCCUCUAUGGCCUGGAUCUUCACCAGGGCAGACAACCAGACUUACCAUCUUCCAGGUGACGACAACCUGAUGGUGACCUCGUCUCGGGGCGGUCCCGGCAAGUUCAUGGUGACGUCAUGGCUGCAGAUCGAGGGUCUGCAGAAAUAUCACGAGGGCGACUACACCUGUCUGGCCUUCAACCACCACAACACCGACAAGGCCACGGCCAGGGUCAAGGUCGUCGACAAAUAAGCUUCGGAGACAAAGAACAGAAAAAAAGACGCUUUAUGCGGGAUUUUUGUUGGAGCUUAAAGCGGACUUGGUUGCUUUGUCACCAGAUAAUCAUCUCUUCAUUUCAUACACGGGUGAUGACAUAAAAACGCAUUCAAAUGUGAUGGCACGAAACCCUCGCCAAGUACAAAAGAACUUCGAGAAGCACUUAGAAACAACUCCAAGUGUCUGACGCCAUUUUGCACACGUCACUAGUGGAACUAUCAUUGCUCAUCCCUCAUGUAAAGCUGAUUUCAAAUGGUGCUAAGUCCCUCUGACAGUGAGGAAACUAUGUUUUCUGGGUGAUAUUCUAUUCACUUUCUGGCGCUUCUGAUAUUCAGCAAUAAUUGCAGUCUGUAUGAUUUAUCUCAUUAUUGUCUUGACACUAUACGCUUAUCUGUAGACCAGUUCAUUUACUGUACAUCUGGUUAGGUCUUAUGUUUUAUAUUUUCGUCUCUCUUUUCUUGUUGUUGCUGUUUUCUUCUCUCAUCUAUCUACUUUUGACAUUUAAAAAUUUGUUAUAUUAAAAAUAAAUUCUCUGACAUGAGGGUAAACUGGUGUUCAAACAUUUCUCUCUGAUUUUGACUCUUACAUGCCUUGGUGUGUUUUUUGUUCUGUUUUUGGUUUUUAUGUAUUGUAUUUAGCGGAAGUUAUGUUAUUAUAAACAGAAUUUUUAUGUCUUGUACAUAUUCUUGUUAAGCUACUCACAUUCGCGUUGUUUGCUUUCAAGCCAGCUUUUAACAAUUCUUCACUUGAAAGAUCAUUUUUAAAAAUCAAAGAAAGUAACACGUGCCUGACAGUUAAUUAUACAGGUUUUAUGUACCUUUGACAUACAAAAAUACACUAAAGGUUUAAGUUUCUAAACAACAAACUCGCCGGCUUAGAGACCAGCCUGGAUGAAUUGCGUUUUUUUUUUUUUGUUUAGAUAUCGGUAGAUAUAAGUGAUAUAAAACUAACCUGUAAAUUUUAGUCUCUAAAACCCAUCCGUUAAUUAAUUAUCCGCUAAGAUUCGUACCUGCGAUUAACGAGCGCCUCUACCAGUGUACUACGUCACGCUAACGGUGUACGUCAUGUUGGUACACCGUUGACAAGGUUGCCAGCUGUCAACACCAAACAGAGUUGCAGUCCAGGUUACUGGGAUGCUGAAAGUCUGCAUUUUUCGUGUUAAAGAAGCAGUUUUUUUCUGAAGCACGAGACUUGCAGACUGUCGUCGUCCGAAUAAUCCGAACUGUGGCUCUUUCUCUCUCUGUACGUUUGGUGUUGACUGCAGGCAACUUGUAAAUGGUGUACUAGCGUGACGUAGUACGCUGCUAGCGUGACGUAAUACACUGUUAGAGGCGCUAGUUGAUCGCAGAUGCCAGUAGUAGUGGAUAAUUAAUUAACGGAUGAUUUAGGGAAACUGAAAUUUACAGGUUAGGUUCCUAUCGCCUAUAUCAACCGAUAUGUGAACACAAACACCGCAAACCAUCCAGGUUGGUCUUUAAGUUUCUUACACUGGUUCUGACUUUUUUAAAAAUCAGUAAGUAGUAGCGGAAAGAACUUAAAUCAACUGAUUGCUGUACAAAAGGUGACCAGUACUACCAUGUGUCCAGUUCCGUAAAAUUUUGGUUUGUGUUAAGAUUACUGCAACUUUCAGAACAAAUUUAUUUUUAUUAACUUUUCCGUGAAAAUGUCUUAUCCUAUAAUGAAAAGCGUUUGCGAGGUAGCGAAAAGUAGCUUGUUUAGAAGAAGGAUGUUCAAGAUAAACAUUGAUGUAUCUGUGUGUAAUGUGCAUUUACUGUGUGUAAUAUCGAAAUUCAACCGUGCAGGUUAUACAACGAAAUCCCGAGUCUUCCUGACUAACGUAUACAGAGUCAUGUCUAGAAACUAUAUUUCUAUUGCACUACACAUUACUGCUCUUCCUUUUCUGUAAGCCUGAAUUUUUUUAAUAAACAUGUAAUAUGCUUA